AUGCCUGACUCUAGUGAGUCGUCAGAAGAAGAAGGAGGGCUGUGCAUUCUAAACACAGAUGUGGUGUUCAUCUACACCCCCGCCUGUGGGUCCGAAGUGGUUCAGUCCAUCCUCUUCAGGUUCGGCUACCAGAAGGACCUGUUCGUCACCCUGCCGGUCAGGCCGGGAAACCCGUCCAUCGGCUCGGGAGACGUCAUCCGUGAUGAGGACUUCCUUCAUCCUUCCGUCAACUUUUCCCGCCCAAACCAGCUCAACAUUCUCGCACACCGGACAAGAUACAACAAAGACACCAUGCGCAAGAUGUUCCCAGAAACUACACGGUACAUCACCAUAUUAAGACAUCCUCUUCGCAGAUUCGAGACAGACUUCUUUGCCUCGCAGAUCUACAGAUACCUCCGCGAAGGGUCGUCUUCGAGUGCGGCAUCCUUGAAAGACUAUCUAAACGACCCUAAAUACUGGGAAUCUCGCAAAUCCACGUCCUCCUGUACCCGUAACUGCAUGUCCGCUGUUCUAGGCUUCCCAUUGGACGACACCAUGAACGUGCGGGACACCCAGACGGCAAUGGACGUCAUCAAACAGUUGGAAUCAGACUUCGCGUUGGUUUUAAUUUUUGAGUACUUAGACCAGUCCUUGGUGCUACUGAAAAGACACAUGUGUUGGAAGGUCCAGGAUAUCAUAUAUGACACAAGAUUCCUUUUCCUCAGCAAGGUCCAUAACUUCGACUACCGCGCGAGACCUGAGAAUCUCGCCGACAGCUUCAGAAGGUUGAACAUGGUCGAUUAUUUACUGUACGACCAUUUCAAUAGAACGCUGUGGGCGAAGAUUGCCGAAGAGGGUCCAGAGUUUGACGAAGAGGUGGACUGUUACAGGAACAUCUUAAAGAAAGUGACGCAAUAUUGCCACACCAACACUAAUAAGACGGCCUUCUUCCGCACGCACAAGUGGCAUGAGAAGUUCAAGGUCAACAAGGACAUGUGUAAGAUGCUGCUCAGGAGAUCAAAAGAGUGGGACGGAUUCCUCAGAAGACGCUACUAUGUCUAG
This is a messenger RNA of Branchiostoma floridae (Florida lancelet), 1041 nucleotides long. RefSeq names its product galactose-3-O-sulfotransferase 3-like. Gene Ontology annotation, molecular function: galactosylceramide sulfotransferase activity. Bases 1 to 1041 code for a protein of 346 amino acids. The record is from RefSeq and is a predicted model, not a curated record. Gene Ontology annotation, biological process: glycolipid biosynthetic process. Gene Ontology annotation, cellular component: membrane. Lineage: Eukaryota; Metazoa; Chordata; Leptocardii; Amphioxiformes; Branchiostomatidae. The transcript has 2 exons.